Molecule: messenger RNA, 3117 nt
Organism: Bufo gargarizans (Asiatic toad)
Lineage: Eukaryota; Metazoa; Chordata; Amphibia; Anura; Bufonidae
Gene: ADRB2
Product: adrenoceptor beta 2
Exons: 1
Coding region: 205-1437 (410 amino acids)
Biological process (GO): adenylate cyclase-activating adrenergic receptor signaling pathway; negative regulation of smooth muscle contraction; norepinephrine-epinephrine-mediated vasodilation involved in regulation of systemic arterial blood pressure
Cellular component (GO): membrane
Molecular function (GO): beta2-adrenergic receptor activity; norepinephrine binding
Source: RefSeq, a predicted model, not a curated record
CAGAACUAUAAGUGACUGUCAGCGGUGCGAGCGCCACAGAGCCGCAUCUGUCACCUACUGUCACCACUGGAGCAGAUGACCGACACCGGGCAGCAGCGACUGCCCUACGGGUGACUGCGGCAAAGGCUUCUACAUGCAGGAAGACACUAUCUCCAACGCUGGCUGACCACAAGUGACUUCUCUAAAGAAAAGUUGUGCAGCGUUAUGGAUUUGUUCACCGUUUCCGACAACACAACGCUGAAUAGUAAUUUCUCCAAUGACAAUGGCACCUUCAAAAAGGCCACAGAAGCUUGGAUGGUGGGCAUGGGGAUCUUGAUGUCCCUCAUCGUCCUGGUCAUUGUUUUUGGGAAUAUCCUAGUGAUCACUGCUAUAGCCAAGUUCCAGAGGCUCCAGACUGUCACCAACUACUUCAUCACCUCUCUAGCCUGUGCAGACCUGGUCAUGGGGAUGAUCGUGGUGCCCUUGGGAGCCAGUGUCAUCAUCAUGGACACCUGGGAGUUUGGGAACAAGUGGUGUGAGUUCUUCACAUCAGUGGACAUAUUAUGUGUGACUGCUAGCAUUGAGACACUGUGUGUAAUAGCAGUGGACAGAUACUUUGCCAUCACCUCUCCAUUCAGGUAUCAAAGCCUGUUGACCAAGUGCAAAGCCAGGAUUGUAAUCCUCUUAGUUUGGGUUGUGUCCAUCCUCACCUCCUUUCUCCCCAUAAACAUGCACUGGUAUGAGACUAAUGAGCCCAAAGCAGUGGCCUGCUACAAGUCAGAGACCUGCUGUUACUUCUAUACCAACCCUGCUUAUGCCAUAUCAUCUUCCAUCAUCUCCUUCUACCUACCCUUGGUUGUUAUGAUAUUUGUGUACAUAAGGGUUUUCCAGGAGGCCAAGAAGCAGCUGAAGAAGAUUGACAAAUGUGAAGGGAGGUUUCACAACCAACAAGAUGCCAAUGGCAAGGUAGUUAACAGAAGGACUUCCAAGUUUUGCUUGAAGGAGCACAAAGCACUGAAGACACUGGGCAUUAUUAUGGGCACUUUUACAUUGUGUUGGCUCCCUUUCUUCAUAGUCAACAUUGUCCAGGUGAUUUACAAAGAUGUCAUCCCUGACAGUGUUUACACCUUCUUGAACUGGGUGGGCUAUGUCAACUCUGCCUUUAAUCCACUCAUCUACUGCAGGAGUCCAGACUUCAGAUAUGCUUUUCAGGAGUUGUUGUGUCUAAAGAAGGCCAGCACCAAGCUCUACACCAAUGGAUACCCCCAAAGCAACGGGAACAGUGUGUAUAAUGAAGAAACAGAUACUGCUCAGCUCAGUAAAGACAGGACUACUGAGGUUUUCAAGGAGGACAAAUGUCCCAGUGAAUCCCUUUUGAACUGUGAAGGUACUAUGCUAGACUACCGCCUGGAUCCUCUGAACAAGAAUCACAACUCUCAGGAGGAUUGCUUGUUAUAGGAUCCCUUUUAGGAACAAUCACAAUUAACUGGAUCGUUUGCAAUACAAGGGUAAAAGAUAUUUGUAUUGUACUGACAAGAAGGAAAUGGAGGUCUUUAUAUUAAAGUUAUUUCUUUAAAUUUGGGCGGUGCCCAUGACUCGCAGGAUGUAUACAUUUUAUUAGCAAGUGUUUUUUUUUCUGUAUAGUUUCACUUCUUCUUAAAUUAAGGUAAGAGGAUAUUCACUAAGCAUUAAGCCUUUUUUAUUGUGUUGCUGUCUUACUUCGUUGACAGAGCAAGAAGAAUCUACCUCAUGGAUCUGACAAAAAGAGAAAAAGUUCAUAUUUUAUGUUGUUCCUAUUGUACUUUUUAUUAUUAUUAUUAUUAUUUUUUUUUAUUUUAUUUUAUUUGUGUGUUCUUUUAUGUUUUGUGAUUGCAAAAUGAUAUGAACACUGCACUGCUGGGGUGGCUGGUCUCUCCAGCAGUGUCUGGGUUAACUUGGUGGAUGUCAAUUCCAAAUGGAUGUCUGGACAACAAACAGAAUAGAAAAGACUGUGUAGCAGUUGUGUGAGACUGUCAUUUCUAGACCCUAAAUUCUUUAACCUCUUCAUCUUUGGGCUGUCUAACCAAGGGUUCAGCGUUUGGGUAUUUCUUAUAUAGGUGGCACACAGGUAUAUUGCCACCAUAGAUGUAAUUAUUCCAUAGACGUAAUGAUUUUUCUGUGAAAGAAUGAAUUGUUUCCAACCUCCUGGUAUACAAGUACACUAGAUCGUCCACAGAAAAUCCAUUGACUUCUCAUCAGAUUGCCACAUAGAUGUCACAAUCAAAAUCAAACAAUUCAAAAUGUUUCUGCUAGUCAUAAUGAAUCAAUAGCGUUUUUAAUAUAGCAUUACAAGGUCUAAUUAUGAUUCAUAUCAUUGGAAAAAAUCGUUACGUCAUUCUAUAGACAGCUGUAUGCAUUGACUAUGUGAACAACCUUCCAGAGAAGAAUUUGGUGGAUGAAGGGGUUAAAGGUUAGGCUCAGUUCACUUAAUUUUAGAACUGAAGUCCAGAGUGGAUGUGGAGAACCCAUCCCCUACAUAACUGAUACCUACUGACCGUGGUGGUUAAUGAAGAAUAGCCAUCAAUACGUAUAGCCUUGUGAGGUGGAACUGUAAGCCACAUCAUAAGUCAGCUAGAUAGAGGAGAACAGAUGUUCCCACUGCCUGUGCAAGUGCUGCUAUGGAAGUUAAUCAAUUAUAUGAAGCAGCCCUGCUGGUUCAACAGGUUUCUGGCCAGAAAAUUGUCACUAAGCAAUUUUUCAUGCCCCCCCCCCCCCACCCCAUCCAGUUUAACUUCCCCUUUGAUUUCAUUGGAAAUUGCUAAAAUCCUUUAAGUAGUAACUAAUGAAGUCUACAGGCUGUAAGAUGUUUCUUCAAGCCCUUGCAUGACCACAACCGAGGAAGGAAAAGUUCCUAUCUCCUGGUGGAUAACAUGCCAGGUUAAUCAAUUAUAACUCAUUGGCUGGGGGGCUUUUCCAUAGGAAUAAGGUCCCCCAGAGAAUCCUGUGUCACAGCUCUAAGGGGGAUGGGUUCUCAGAUGUCCAACGUAAGGUAUUCCUGUCCACCUCACAGCAUGCAGGGCCACCAUUAGAUCAGCUCUUUGCACAUUUCCAAGCCGUACAGUAUUGUAUGUUGCUCUCAUUAAAGGUCAUUGUACUUUA